GGCACUUUCGUCAUAAAACAUUCACUAUGGUGUGCUGCAGUACAGUAGAGUUAUGUGUAGUCAAUGUAUGAUAUCCGAAUUCCAUUACUCAUUGAUUAAAUAGACCCUGCAGAUGCAGCGGAAGUGAGGUCCUGCAUGAUCGUGUCGGGGACGGUACGAUGGCUAUGGUAUUUCCUCGAUGCCCAUGCGGCUUGCGCGCCGUUGAGGCCUUUGUGAUAUGCAUCCAUGAAGCGGCGCGAGCGCGUGGCAUAUCGGACAACCCUCGGACAGACCAUCGACGGGCUCGGAAGCGCAGCGAGAGCGUGGCGAGAUCGGUGUGUGGCUGUCUGGGCGCGGGAAGAAGAGAUCUGCGGUCACCUUCCACAGCUGAACACCGGGAUCCAAGUCCGACGCGGAAUCGCUCGCGUCAUCGACAGCAUUGCAUGAUGAAGUCGGGUCAUGCAUGGGUGUUUCGGAGGACUCUGGAGAGGUUCGAGGAACCUUGCUCGGAGGAGACUGACUGCGACGGUUAUGGAAUUGUUGACAGAUGGAUCGUAACCCAGAGAAUACAGGGCCCGCUGUUUGCGGCACCGGCUGAGAGGAUACGUGCUCCUUGACACUAGCUAUAGCCUACUCGUCGCAAUGGUCAAUUGCCAUGCAAGAGGUUCCGAAAACUUUGACUUCUUUCUCGGAAUACCGAGGUUCGCGAAUCGCCAGGCAUGCUUCCGUUUAGGCAUCGUAGGUGAUGGUGCAACCGUAGGGACGGAACCGUGUUCGGUAUGCGGCGGGCGCCUACUCGCCGGAUAUGUUCUGCGGUCGUGUAAACUGCACUACACUAAGACAACACUGCGCGCGAUGAUUUCGUGAAAGAGUUCGUGUCCGGAGACCUCGAUUGAAGAUUUGUUCGUUGUCAUUUGAAUGGUACAGUACGAGUACACGAUCUAGUAUGAAUUCUUCACUUAAUGGCC
Messenger RNA from Fomitopsis serialis, 947 nucleotides. RefSeq lists its product as uncharacterized. NCBI's taxonomy places the organism in Eukaryota, Fungi, Basidiomycota, Agaricomycetes, Polyporales, Fomitopsidaceae. The record is from RefSeq and is a predicted model, not a curated record. Bases 159 to 596 code for a protein of 145 amino acids. The transcript is spliced from 4 exons.